AUGCAGGAGCAUUGGCACCACGGUGAGUCAGGUCUUCCCCCACGUGACUCUUGGGGCAAUUCCAUUUUUAUACACAAACAAGCAUGCAACCCGGAUGAUGCCCGAGAUGUAUGUUCAGCCCACGCCGAUGAAGAGAAACUAAGGGACAAUGUUCGGAUCCCGGUCCCUAGGCCCGGCAAAUCCCGCCCAGGACCUCCAGCGGCAGAAGUGCUUGUUCGGGCGCGCCGGGACCCAGCGGGACCAGGGAGCGGUCCCCUUGCCGCGGUCACCCCCGGGGGCGCCCUGCCCGGAGGACUCUGCUCGCCCGUGGACGCGGCCAGGCGGUCCCAUGAGGGGGACUCUUUUGGUAACCAAGUCACUCGGCUUGGGUCGCGGGGCCAACGCAGUGACUGUGCGCGGGAACCCGGCAGUCGGGGAGGGGGCGAGGGGUCGGCCGGGGGUCGCGGGUUCGGCUCCUGGCGGCGGCGCGACUGCCAGCUGCGCGGGGCAGUUGCUGCCAGGGAGGAGCGGCGGCGGAGGCAGGGCGGGGCGGGCGCCGCCUGCGGAGAGCACGGGGAGGUCGGGCCUGGGGCCGCACACGCCGGCGGCGGGGCUGCGGCUCAGAUUUCUCCGUGGACAAUGGCAGCCACGAUUCAGGCCAUGGAGAGGAAGAUUGAAUCGCAGGCUGCUCGCCUGCUUUCCUUAGAAGGUCAAACCGGGAUGGCUGAGAAGAAGCUGGCCAACAGCGAGAAAACAGCUGUGGAGUUCGGGAACCAGCAGGGCAAGGCCGUGUGGGAGUAGGAGCUGCUGCAGAGGCAGCUGGAGCCCAGCAGGAACUUCUGGAUCCUGCGACUGCCCUCGGGCAGCAAGGGGGAGACCCCCAAGGUGCCCGUGACCUUUGAUGAUGUGGCCGUGUAUUUCUCCGAGCAGGAGUGGGGCAAGCUGGAGGACUGGCAGAAGGAGCUCUACAAGCAUGUGAUGAGGGGCAACUACGAGACGCUGGUCUCCCUGGACUACGCCAUCUCCAAGCCUGAGGUCCUCUCCCAGAUUGAACAAGGAAAGGAGCCCUGCAGCUGGCGCCGCCCCGGCCCCAAGAUUCCAGAUGUUCCUGUGGACCCCAGUCCAGGUAAGGGCUGGGAGAAGGCCAGGGAGGCAUCAGGUGAUCUGCGGGAGACAGACGGAAAGGCCAGGAACGGUGCGAUCUUUCCAGAGAGGGCUGAGGAAACACAUCAAACCUACUUGUUUUUAGUCUGAGUUUUUUUAUAGUGGAGUUUUAACCUCUGACUUACUCAGCUAAUGCUCCAGAAACGAACACUUUCUAUCAGGGAAACAGGUGGCAAACCUACUCUUUUAGGAAGAGACAAAGCCAGGGCACAGAUGAUGGGAGGGAGAGGAGGACACUGAGAGGGAAGGCAGGAGAAUAGUUGACUUGAACAACACGGGCCAGGGGCGACAGACCCCAAUUGCACACAGCCCAAGGUCUAUGUCUAACUUUUGACUCACCAGAAAGUUAACUGCUAAUAGUCUCCUGUUGACCAGAAGCCUUAAUGAUACUAUGUAUAGUCAAUAACACAUAUUUUAUAUGUCCUAGUUACUAUGUAUUGUAUACUUUAAAUAAGCUACAGAAAAAUUAUUAGGAAAAUAAGGAAAAGGAAAUAUAUUUACUACUCAUUAAGUGGAGGUGGGUCAUGAUAACGUCAUCAUCCUCAGCGUCAUCUUCAGACUGAGUAGGCUGAGGAGGGAGAGGAGGGGUUGUUCUUGCUGUCUCAGGGGUGGCAGAGGAGAAGGAAAUUCACUUAUCAGUGGGCCUGCAUAGUUCAAAACCAUGUUUUUCAAGGGUCAGCUGUGUAUUGAAACCAAGAUUAAUUCAAAGCUUUGCAGAGAGUCAGCCUUGCCUGUGAGAACCAAUCUUAAUUAAUUGAUGAAUUAAUGUAUUUAUUUUUAUUUGAGAUGAAGUCUCCCUCUGUCACCCAGGCUGGAGUGCAGUGGUGCU
Molecule: messenger RNA, 1972 nt
Organism: Sapajus apella (tufted capuchin)
Lineage: Eukaryota; Metazoa; Chordata; Mammalia; Primates; Cebidae
Biological process (GO): regulation of DNA-templated transcription
Source: RefSeq, a predicted model, not a curated record